AUGCAAUCAUGCCGCUCAAUUGUUACGCCGAUAGUUACCAAUGUCUGUACCAACAACACUGUAGAAGAAGAAGCAUAUCCCAAUGCUACGAUGUAUCGCUGUCUUGUCGGAGCUCUGCAAUAUCUUACUUUCACUCGACCAGACAUCACUUAUGCUGUUAACUAUCUGUCACAGUUUAUGCAUGCUCCUUCCUUGCACCAUUUUCACUUGCUGAAACGUAUUCUUCGCUAUAUUCAGGGCACUAUUUCUCCUGGAAUGCAAUUUUUUAAGCCUAACAAAUUAUCAAUCCGCGCUUAUUCUGAUGCAGAUUGGGCUGGCUGCCCCUCCACUCGUCGUUCUACUACUGGCUACUGCACGUUUCUAGGCCCCAAUUGCAUUUCUUGGGCAUCAAAAAAGCAACAAAGUGUUGCGUGA
Molecule: messenger RNA, 414 nt
Organism: Nymphaea colorata (pocket water lily)
Lineage: Eukaryota; Viridiplantae; Streptophyta; Magnoliopsida; Nymphaeales; Nymphaeaceae
Exons: 1
Coding region: 1-414 (137 amino acids)
Source: RefSeq, a predicted model, not a curated record